Messenger RNA from Phytomonas sp. Hart1, 1434 nucleotides. The record is from the annotation of a GenBank genome assembly. NCBI's taxonomy places the organism in Eukaryota, Euglenozoa, Kinetoplastea, Trypanosomatida, Trypanosomatidae.
AUGUUCAGGUGCCUAUCGCGUGUUUGUCUCGCAUCAAAGGUAUUAGCUUCGCUUCCAGGCAACGUACCACUUAUAAAACACGAUCCCCAUGUUUACCGGCUUAUUCAGGAAGAGCUGCAGCGGCAGUUUCAAGGACUGGAACUGAUAGCGUCGGAGAACUUCACCUCACAUGCGGUCUUAGAAUGUCUAGGAUCAGUCCUCACUAACAAGUAUGCCGAAGGUCUACCUGGCAGUCGUUACUACGGGGGUACUGAAGUGGUGGAUCAGUUGGAAGAUCUUUGCCGUAAUCGUGCUUUGGCCGCCUUCAGAUUAUCUCCUGAAACGUGGGGAGUUAACGUUCAACCCCACAGUGGCUCACCGGCAAAUUUUUCUACCUACACCGGUCUCCUCAAUCCGCACGAUCGGCUGAUGGGUCUUGACCUUCCUGCCGGAGGCCACCUUACUCAUGGCUUCUACACUGCCACGAAACGCAUUUCUGCCAGUUCGAUUUACUUUGAAAGCCUUCCGUAUUCUUUAACACCGGAGGGACUUGUGGACUACGAAGGUCUUGCUAAGCAGGCUCUUUUGUAUAAGCCAAAGCUUAUCAUUGCCGGUGGAUCCGCCUAUCCCAGGGAUUGGGAUUACAAACGUUAUCGUGAGAUCUGCAACAGUGUGGGGGCCUACUUUAUGGUUGACAUGGCCCACAUCUCCGGGCUUGUGGCAGCAGAGGAGCAAAACAAUCCGUUUGAAUACGCGGACGUGGUGACGUCAACCACACACAAGACCCUCCGUGGACCUCGCUCUGGUCUCAUUUUCUUCCGCAAGCGUGUUAUGAAGGGCAAGACUGAAAUGAACCUCGAGGACCGCAUUAACAAUGCGGUCUUUCCGGCGACACAAGGUGGCCCACACAUGAACCAGAUAGCUGCCCUGGCUACACAGCUCAAGGAGGUUGCUUCUCCCGAGUGGAAGGAUUAUAUCAAACAAGUGAAAGCAAAUUCUAAGGCACUUUCAAAUUUUCUUUUGGACUCUGGGGAGGCACUUGUGAGUGGGGGGACGGACAACCACCUUUUUCUGUGGAACCUUCGGCAACACAAAAUCACAGGAAGCAAGCUGGAGAAGCUCCUAGAUCGCGUGUUCAUAACGGCAAAUAAGAAUACAGUUGUUGGCGAUACGAACGCGCGCACUCCACACGGCAUGCGUAUUGGUGUUCCCGCUGUGACAACUCGGGGCAUGAAGGAGGCGGAUGUCCAAAUUGUGGGAUCUUUUCUUAUUCGAUCUCUCCAGAUCGCUAAGGAAAUCGAACAAAAGAAUGGAGGAGGCUCUACAACCCUCUCUGAAUUUGUGACGGCAUGUGACAAAGACGAAAAAAUUGUAACGCUAGGCAAGGAAGUAAAGGAUUUUGCCCAGCAAUUCCCAUUUCCCGGUUUACCUAAUCCAUUUCCUAAAAUGGAGUGA